AUAUGUAUUUUAUACUGGACUUGUACGGUGGCUCCAGCCCGUCAAUGUUGUAGCGUCGUGCGAUAUCAACAUCGCAAAAUACCCGUUUGAUUCACAAACGUGUAACAUAAUAAUGUCCUCGUGGAUGUUCUCCGAUCAGCAAAUUUACAUAUACAAUACCGACAAUGUCAUCAAUUUAGACCUUUAUUCUGAGAAUGGGGAAUGGGAUAUCACCUCAACAUCAGCUGCUGAAUUAAAAAGAACACUGCAUGGAUUUCCUAUGUCUGCGGUGUCAUUUACAGUAGAGGUUGAGAGAAAAUACAACUACUACGUAUUGAAUAUGAUAUUGCCUGUAAUCAUACUGGCUUUCCUGGGACCGUUUGUGUUUCUUCUACAAAUUGAAAGCGGGGAACAAAAUGGCUACUCCUUGACCGUCUUGCUGUCUAUGUCUGUAGUCAUGACCACAGUAUCUGAUAACAUUCCACCAACGGCAAACAACGUUUGUAUUCUAAGUGUGUAUUUGUUGACAACAUAUGUUUUGUGUGCUCUCGAAACCUUGAUAGUGGUCAUCAUGACAAGGAUGCAUAACUAUACUGAGAAAGGAUAUGAACCUGGCUGGAGAACCCAGAGAGUUGUAAAUGUUAUUGCAAAAGCUACAUGUUAUAGGCGGUCAGGUGAAGAAAGAACAAGCAUUAAGAUAGGAAGUAAAGUCGGUAUUGUCGAAAUCGAAGAUGAAAAGAAAACGUGGGCCAACGGGAAAGAGUCACCAAGAGACGAAGAAAGAGAUGACAACGACAGAAGACAAUAUUCGUAUCAAGAAUGCGUGUAUGUUAUCAAUUUCUUCAACUUUGUGGUAUUCUCCAUAGUUAACAGUCUUACCAUGCUUAUUUUUAUGUGUUUGUUAUCAUUUUAGACUGAGCAUUCUGUAAACUGGAUAUUUUUGAAACAUUUAAGCGCAUGAUUGAUAUUGUAAUCCAUAGUUGUUUUCACUUUCGGACAAGUCUGUUUUAAACCACCGAAAUUCUCAAGACGCUAUUCGCCAGAAUAUAUGUUAAGAUAGAACCAGCGCGAAUAUGAUUUUAUCUACUGGCAUUUGUGUAUUUACUGAUUUUGGUUUAUAAUUAAGGAACAUCUAGCGUUGAGAUACGUGAUGUGUUUCAAAAAAAGAUUUUGAAAGGAAAAUUGUGUACAUUUGUACCAACUGGAAAUGAUGCUACGAACAUUAACUGUAUUUAUGUCUUUUUUUUUGUUUCUGAACAAUUGCCUCCAGAUAAGAUUUAUGACAUUUAAAAAAAUACACACAACAUUUUGGCCAAUACCUACAAAAUAACUGUGAAAACAGAGUGAAUCGUAAACUUCUAGGGAGCAUGUAUUCAUGUCUGGUUCAUAUAGCCAGUAGAAUACGUAGGCUAGCUACGUAUGCAUUUGUUAUGCAGUAGAGGUUGGUGAAAAAUAGAAUUAGUUCAACUAUACUUGUUAUUAUUCGGGCUGACCAAAUGUUACAACAAAGUGUGUGAACAGAUUAUUAUGCUUCACAGAAGCCAUGUUUGAAAUAGUUUUGUUGACUGGGUAAAUUGGAUAUUUUGUUUCAUGCACAAUUUUUAAAUUUCACAUAAUUACAAUCUCUGAGCUGAAAUUUUAUGAUGUAUUGGACCGGCAUGCACACAUAAUAGAUAAUUAGAUUUAAAGCAAGUGAUAAUUGUACAGAUUUUCGGAUAGAUACGUUAUUAAGCUAAUUUUAUUUUGACCGAGUUUUAAUAAAGUAAACCAGCUAUUAUAGUGCAAGACUGUACAUUGAAAACACCGUGAUAUUCUGAAAUAUUUUAUUGCUUUCUUAAUUGUCAGAAUUUUGCGUAAUCAUUGUAAUUAGAAUAAAUAA
Mercenaria mercenaria is the source of this 1858-nucleotide messenger RNA. Its product is annotated as CHRNA7-FAM7A fusion protein-like. Lineage: Eukaryota; Metazoa; Mollusca; Bivalvia; Venerida; Veneridae. Gene Ontology annotation, cellular component: membrane; neuron projection; synapse. The transcript has 5 exons. The coding region runs from base 113 to 892 and encodes 259 amino acids. Gene Ontology annotation, biological process: chemical synaptic transmission; nervous system process; regulation of membrane potential. Gene Ontology annotation, molecular function: neurotransmitter receptor activity; extracellular ligand-gated monoatomic ion channel activity; transmembrane signaling receptor activity. The record is from RefSeq and is a predicted model, not a curated record.